Pygocentrus nattereri (red-bellied piranha) is the source of this 2008-nucleotide messenger RNA. It is a transcript of the gene cd5, whose product is annotated as T-cell surface glycoprotein CD5. Gene Ontology annotation, biological process: T cell costimulation. Gene Ontology annotation, cellular component: plasma membrane. Bases 125 to 910 code for a protein of 261 amino acids. NCBI's taxonomy places the organism in Eukaryota, Metazoa, Chordata, Actinopteri, Characiformes, Serrasalmidae. The record is from RefSeq and is a predicted model, not a curated record. The transcript is spliced from 7 exons.
GAGCCACACUGUACGGAGGGAGAGAGAAGAUGGGGGAGGAGAAAUGAAGAAAGGAUAGUUUUAACUCCUCUGCCUGUUUCCUUUCACUUCAUUCGUGUCUGUCGUUUGCUCUACACACUCCUCCAUGUGUUUUUCACAGAAGUUACUGAUGGAACGCAUUCUGCUGUUGGCGGUCAUGCCCGCUGUCCUACUCGCUGGCUUACCUUCUACAACUCCAAACAAUACUUCAACAAAAACUGUUAUGACGUCUCCAAGACCAGCCACCACUCCAUGUGUUAAAACAAAAACCCUUGAGCCCAUUCACAUCGUGCUACCACCUGUACUGGCCAGGGUGAAGAUGGAAUGGAGCAAAACAAGCCCAUGUCAUGGCAGGAUGCACCUCUCAAUAAACUUCACAAACACAAAGCCUAUAUGUGUAAACAGUGCUGUGAUGAAAAAAAAUCUGGCCAAUGAGCUGUGUGAGGAGAGGAGAUGCGGAAAGUUUCGCGAAUUCAAGUUCUACAAUGAGGCCUCCAAGAAAGAGAAUGGUUACAUGAUCAAUGAAAAUCUAACUGUGACGAAUGACCACUGUUGGACAGUAUCCAUCGCCUGCGAUGACAACAACGAGCUGUUGGCCUAUAAAGUAGCCACUGGCUUGCUGGUGGUGCUGGUCCUGACUCUCAUUCUCUUUCGAUUUGCAUGGCCGACAUACAUAGCCGCCCGCAAGAGAUUUUCACAGAAGCGGCAGAAUCGUUGGAUCGGCCCGACGCAAAGUCAGAGUGUGUCCUAUCACAGAGGCCAGGCUGGUCAGCUAAAGAACGAUACAGUCAAGAGGCAGUCCUACCCUGGUUUGGAGAAGCUUUCUGUAAAUCCCAGCAGAGAGCCAUCGUCAAACAGGAACAGUGACUACGACUCUUAUGCCUACAACUGAGCACCGCUGUGUGUGAGGCAUCACCGUGCAGGAGAACUUUGUGAAUAUGAUGAUUUGAAGGGUUUUUUCCCUCCCCACUUGUGACCUUUGGCUCUAUGCUACUGUGUUCAGUGGAAGCCAAACAGGAGCAAUCAACACAGAACUAAGCAAUCUAAAAUAUAUGAUUUGGGAGAGCUGACAAAUAGUACAUAUUGGACAGUGUUAGCUAGGAUUUUGCUUUAUCCCCAGAUAUUCAGUCAUUUAUUUUUGACUUGAAAGAACUUUGAAAGAACAGUUUGAUUCAGUUGAUGUACUAUGAGCACGACUGAUGUAAACUGGUAAACAGGCCUCGGUGAGCAAGGUAAACUAUGUUGUUUAUUUAUUUGUUUGUUUAAUAAGAAUAUUUUACCUGAGAAUAUACCUGAGAAUAUUUCACAGAACAGAGUGUCUCACCCAGACAUACAAGAUACAGACAUACGGCAAAAUAAUAGAUCAUGAUGCUCAAAGAUAUUUCCAUGAUAUGCAAUACAAAUCGUGAUAUUUAGCCUUAUUGUUGAAGUCAGAACAGACAAAAUGCACCAACAAAACUUGUACCAUAUUUUAAAAAGACUAUGAAAAGGAUGAAUGUUUUAUUACUGUUUUGUUUUUAAAUGUAUUUAUUCACCAUUUGCAAAAAUAAACAGUUUAAGAAGAUCAGGCUAAUAGUGAAUAAAUAAAUAAUUAAAAUAAGAUGUCAUAAUGGUUUGAUAUCCAGUCACCCAUGCAGUUUAUACAGUUACUAGACACUGCAUGUUAUUGUUUACGGGCUCUCUAUAGCCUUACUGGUCUAAAUCUUGUAUGUGAUCCAUGCAGGUGUUCAGUGUUGUAGAGCUACUGAUGAUAUCCAUGAUAUAAUCAGAUAAUAAGCGUACUUUGAUGUAGUUUAACGUGAUAAUGAUAACCCACAGAUGGUCUGAUAACUUCAGUGGAAAGUCAUGCCUGUAUAAUCUGAGGAGAAGUCAGAGAUGUUCCUAUUGGACAGUCACAGCUUCAGGUCACAUGUUUUUAAACUUGUCCCAAAUUGGAUCUGGAUUCCUACAAACCCUGUUUUAUUGUUGCUUAUGUUGUUUAUAAUGUGAG